AUGUCUGACAAGCUCACCCGUAUCGCUAUUGUCAACUCCGACAAGAAAUGCCGCCAAGAAUGCAAGAAGUCGUGUCCCGUCGUCCGCACGGGCAAGCUGUGCAUCGAGGUCGACAACUCGUCCAAAAUUGCCUUCAUCUCUGAGCGCCUCUGCAUUGGAUGCGGUAUCUGCCCCAAGAAAUGCCCCUUCGACGCCAUCAACAUCAUCAACUUGCCCACCAAUCUCGAGACCCAGGUCACCCACCGAUACUCGGCGAACAGCUUCAAGCUGCACAGGCUGCCUAUGCCCCGUCCGGGCCAGGUCUUGGGUCUCGUGGGAACAAACGGUAUUGGCAAGAGCACAGCGCUGAAGAUUCUCAGUGGCAAGCUCAAGCCCAACCUCGGUCGCUACGACAACCCGCCAGACUGGGAGGAGAUCCUGAAGUACUUCCGCGGAUCUGAACUCCAGAACUACUUCACAAAGGUCCUGGAAGACAACCUCAAGGCCGUCGUCAAGCCCCAAUAUGUCGACCAACUUCCCAAGGCCAUCAAGUCGACCGAGCGCAGCGUCGGCAAGCUCAUCGGGGCCCGCAGCCAGAUGGAGAACCUCGACGAGAUGAUUGACGAGUUGGAGCUGCGCCACAUCUUCGAGCGUGACAUUGGACAACUCUCUGGUGGAGAACUGCAGCGUUUCGCUAUUGCGCUUGUCUGUGUCCAACAGGCCGAUGUGUACAUGUUUGACGAGCCGUCAUCCUUCUUGGAUGUCAAGCAGCGUCUCGCCGCAGCCCGCAAGAUCCGCAGUCUGCUCCGCCCCGACGACUAUGUCAUUGUCGUCGAGCACGAUUUGUCCGUCCUCGACUACCUCUCCGACUUCAUCUGUGUUCUCUAUGGAAAGCCCGCCGUCUACGGUGUCGUCACGCUGCCCGCAUCCGUCCGUGAAGGUAUCAACAUCUUCCUGGAUGGUAACAUUCCCACCGAGAACUUGCGUUUCCGUGAGGAAUCGCUGCAGUUCCGCAUCGCAGAGGCUGGUGACGAAUACAUGGUUGACCACAACCGCGGCUACAGCUACCCUAACAUGAAGAAGACCCUCGGAAGCUUUGAACUCAACAUCGAGACUGGUAACUUCACUGACUCUGAGAUCAUCGUCAUGAUGGGUGAGAACGGUACCGGAAAGACCACUUUCUGUAAGAUGCUUGCCGGCGCUCUGCAGCCCGACGGCGACACCAAGAUCCCCAAGAUGAGCAUCAGCAUGAAGCCCCAGACCAUCACCCCCAGGUUCCAGGGUACCGUUCGCCAGCUCUUCUUCAAGAAGAUCAAGACCGCUUUCCUCAGCCCUCAAUUCCAGACUGAUGUUUACAAGCCCCUCAAGAUGGACGACUUCAUCGACCAGGAAGUGCAGAACCUCUCCGGUGGUGAAUUGCAGCGUGUCGCUAUCGUCCUGGCCCUUGGUAUGCCAGCUGACAUUUACCUCAUCGAUGAGCCUAGUGCCUACCUCGAUUCCGAGCAGCGUAUCGUCGCAUCUCGUGUCAUCAAGCGCUUCAUUAUGCACUCCAAGAAGACUGCUUUCGUCGUCGAGCACGAUUUCAUCAUGGCCACCUACCUUGCUGACCGUGUCAUUGUCUUCGACGGCCAACCUGCUGUCAACGCUCGCGCCAACAAGCCCGAGUCUCUCCUCACUGGUUGCAACUCUUUCCUGAAGAACCUGGACGUCACCUUCCGCCGUGACCCCAACUCCUUCCGUCCCCGUAUCAACAAGGACAAGUCCCAGCUUGACCAGGAACAGAAGUUGAGCGGAAACUACUUCUUCCUUGAGGAUGAUAGUUGA
Molecule: messenger RNA, 1803 nt
Organism: Alternaria ethzedia
Lineage: Eukaryota; Fungi; Ascomycota; Dothideomycetes; Pleosporales; Pleosporaceae
Gene: RLI1
Product: Fe-S cluster-binding ribosome biosynthesis protein
Exons: 4
Coding region: 1-1803 (600 amino acids)
Biological process (GO): translational termination; ribosomal subunit export from nucleus; translational initiation
Molecular function (GO): ATP binding; iron ion binding; ribosomal small subunit binding
Source: RefSeq, a predicted model, not a curated record